GUCACAUCAUCGUGUGCUCUUUUGUGUGCCACAGCUCCAACUUUGUAGUGUCCAGCAAGGCAACGCUAUGGACAGUGUGCACGAUAAGAAAACUGCAACUUUAAUUUAACAAUAUUUAAUACAUUUACAUGCGUAACGAUCUCCAACACAAGCGAGAAGAUGCGCGCUUUGGAACCUUCAUUUUAACUAAGGAGACAGUGAAUUACUUUUUAAGCUGUUGAUCCUGAGAAGGAAACGCAAAGGAGUACAUUUUUCUAACGCAAAUGAGUACCUUUUUCUACAGCUAUUUACAAAGACCUGAGACCAAGAAGUCAUGAGAAUACGGAGACCAUGCGCACGGUUUUGUGAACUUGUACAAGCAGUUUAGGCUCGAGACACAAAAGCGAAAACCGUUUUAUAUGUAAGAGGUCAUUUUUCUGGUAUAUAUGAAACUCGAGUUUUUGAAAAGGAACAUUUUUUACAUUUAGGAUUUUAUUCAAUGUUUUUUAUUUUAACUAUGGUGGAAUCGGCUCAUUGGGCAGGUACGGCGCGUUGUGCGCUGGUGAUCUUGUGUGCGCUUUUCCCGUUGUGUUCAGGCCAGUACCACGGUGAGAAGGGCAUCUCUAUACCCGAACACGGCUUCUGCCAGCCCAUCUCCAUACCCCUCUGUACGGACAUCGCCUAUAACCAGACCAUCAUGCCGAAUCUCCUCGGUCACACGAACCAGGAAGACGCCGGGCUUGAGGUCCACCAGUUCUACCCGCUCGUCAAGGUCCAGUGUUCCAUGGACCUGAAGUUCUUCCUAUGUUCUAUGUACGCGCCGGUCUGUACGGUCCUCGAGCAGGCUAUCCCGCCGUGCAGGUCCCUGUGUGAGCGGGCGAGACAAGGCUGCGAGGCCCUGAUGAAUAAGUUCGGUUUCCAGUGGCCUGAGAGGCUCCGCUGUGAGAACUUCCCCGUCCACGGAGCGGGAGAGAUCUGUGUGGGUCAAAACACCUCGGACACUGGUAGCCCCACCUCGUACCCAACACCCUACCUUCCUGAGCUCAUGACUCUACCCCCCAAUAUGGGUCGACCGAGCCAGCAACAGGAGUUCUCCUGCCCGCUACAACUGCAGGUGCCCAACUAUCUGAACUACUAUUUUAUGGGGGUUAAGGACUGCGGCGCGCCUUGCGAGCCCACCAAGUCCAACGGGUUGAUGUAUUUUCGGGAGGAGGAGGUGAAGUUUGGCCGGCUCUGGGUCGGGAUCUGGUCCAUUCUGUGCUGUGCGAGCACCCUGUUCACAGUGCUGACCUAUCUAGUGGACAUGAGACGGUUCUGCUACCCAGAGAGGCCUAUCAUCUUCCUCUCCGGCUGUUACUUCAUGGUGGCCACUGCCUACGCCGCCGGGUUUAUCUUAGAGGAUAAAGUGGUGUGUGUUGAUAAAUUCAAGGAUACUGGUUAUAAGACUGUAGCUCAGGGAACUAAGAAGGAGGGCUGUACAAUUCUCUUUAUGAUUGUGUAUUUCUUCGGCAUGGCCAGCUCUAUAUGGUGGGUGAUUCUGUCCUUCACAUGGUUCCUCUCUGCCGGUAUGAAGUGGGGGCAUGAAGCCAUUGAGGCCAACUCUCCGUAUUUCCACCUCGCUGCCUGGGCUGUACCCGCUGUUAAAACGAUUACCAUCCUGGCCAUGGGACAGGUGGAUGGAGAUCUACUCACAGGGGUGUGUUAUGUGGGCAUCAACAGUGUGGAUUCCUUGCGUGGUUUUGUUCUGGCACCUCUGUUUGUCUACUUGUUUAUAGGGACGUCGUUCCUUCUCGCGGGAUUUGUCUCUCUGUUCCGGAUCAGAACUAUCAUGAAACACGACGGAACCAAGACGGAGAAGCUGGAGAAGCUUAUGGUUCGGAUCGGAGUGUUCAGUGUCCUCUACACCGUUCCUGCCACGAUCAUCAUAGCCUGUUACUUCUACGAGCAGGCGUUCCGUGAACAGUGGGAGAAAACUUGGCAUAGACAGAUCUGUAAAAGGUUUGCUGUGCCUUGUCCACCAAACAAUGUUGCGCUCAUGACCCCAGACUUUACUGUCUUCAUGAUCAAGUAUUUGAUGACUUUGAUUGUCGGCAUCACCUCCGGGUUUUGGAUAUGGUCAGGCAAAACACUGCAGUCAUGGCGCAGGUUCUAUAAGAGACUGAGUACCAGCAACGAGGGAGAAACGACAGUAUGAACAUCAAUGACAGACCGAGUACCAGCAACCAGGGAGAAACGACAGUAUGAACAUCAAUGACAGACCGAGUACCAGCAACGAGGGAGAAACGACACUAUGAACAUCAAUGACAGACCGAGUACCAGCAACCAGGGAAUGAUAAUAUAAUAGACGGUGUCCCAAAUGGCACCCUACGCCCUAUUUAGUGCACUGCUUUUGUCCAGGACCCAUAUAGUAGUGCACUAGUAAGGGAGUAGGGUGCCAUUUGGGAUCAGAACAUAACGCAUGGAAUAAGACCUAUGAUGAGGUCAAUCCGCCCCCCUCCCGAACUGAACGAUCAGAAUCCUUUCAGGAGCCAAUAAAAAGCCACUGUGGUUUCCUAGAUCCCAGGGUUGUUGUUACGAAAACAAGCUCAUACGGACACUUUAUUGUGCAAUGAUCAUCUGAAGAGGAAUACGGAGAAACUGAUCGUUACCGGCAUGUAGGUCCAAUUCUGAAUCAUGUAGAGCCCCUGGGUGUUUGUAAGAAAGUGUUUUUCAUUACAGAGGUGAUCCUGUAACAAUUGUAUACAAUGAAUGAGCCUAUUCACACUAUAGAGCUACGACGACAUCAUAUAACGCUACUGGCUUCAGUUGAAGACAGAACAUGUUUGACCUGAUGAAUUUAUACUGCAUUUUUGUUUGACAUUCACAGCCAACCAGUGACAAUCAUGUAUAUUUUUGUGGCACAGUAAGACUGACAGACAUUGCAUUUAGAGAUGGGAUAGAAUAUGCAUGUGUGUAGCAGUGGAAUUAUGCAUAUCUUGCAAAAACAUAUAUUGUUUUCUUCAAAAAAUUAGAUAUAUUUUGGAUAAAAAUCAUGCAAUUUUUUUUACAAAUGCUUUUUAAUGCUGUAAACGGUUUGUAGGCUACAUGUACAAUUUCACGGAUUAAAAUUAUUAUUAUUAUUUUUUAAA
Oncorhynchus kisutch (coho salmon) is the source of this 3107-nucleotide messenger RNA. It is a transcript of the gene fzd7a, whose product is annotated as frizzled class receptor 7a. Lineage: Eukaryota; Metazoa; Chordata; Actinopteri; Salmoniformes; Salmonidae. Gene Ontology annotation, biological process: canonical Wnt signaling pathway; non-canonical Wnt signaling pathway. Gene Ontology annotation, cellular component: plasma membrane. The record is from RefSeq and is a predicted model, not a curated record. Gene Ontology annotation, molecular function: Wnt receptor activity; Wnt-protein binding. The coding region runs from base 479 to 2173 and encodes 564 amino acids. The transcript has a single exon.